Messenger RNA from Thamnophis sirtalis, 1159 nucleotides. The record is from RefSeq and is a predicted model, not a curated record. NCBI's taxonomy places the organism in Eukaryota, Metazoa, Chordata, Lepidosauria, Squamata, Natricidae.
AUAAUAAUAGUACUGUCUCUGUUCCAUAGAUAAGUAAUAAAAACAAGAUUUUAAAAUACACGACGAGAUCAAAACCAAAUGGGCAUAUUCUGAAAUCUGUGCAAACACCCUGUGACAAGAAUGAAUGUUUAACAAAACAGAAAACCGGUUCAAGACUUUCACUGGCUAAAGGUAGUAAACAUCCUGAAACUGUGAUGUUUACCAAGGAUUUAUCAAAAGGACCCUGUAAUAAAGAUGAUGCUUUUAUCAUCCAAAAAGACAAUACAACUUCAAAGCCAGAUAAUGUCAGAAAUUCAGUUAAGAAAGCUUUGGCAUCCAACAAGAAAUUUAAAAAGCAUUCUCUUUCUGUUGAGGAUCUAAGGGACAAUUUGGUAUGUUUAACACAACAACAGCUGGAGCAGAUUUUAAUGGCAGUAAAAGAAGGAACCCAAGGAGCCACUCAGGUUCUGGAUGAAAAGAAAAGAGAUACAAACACCAAAACUCUUGAUGAUCAAACUUCAGAAGAACAUGUAAUGGGAUUGCUUCAGAAAGUCAGUGAUGCUCCAUCUCUUUCAAGUGAAAGUAGUUUCUGUUCAAAAAAACCUCCAGGAAUAUCUAGACAUGCUGAACAGAAAAUAAUAAUGAAUUCAUGGAAGCCAGCUGACAUAUUUAGUACUCUGGGAGAACGAGAAUCAGAUAAAACCUUGUUAGAUGCUAAGAAAUCUCAGUGGAAGAAAGAACUAGAUGAACAGGUAGCUUUAAAGAAGAAACUAAAAGAAACUUUGGAAGCAGAGUCCAGAUACCACCAGCGGCAGGAAGCAACACCAAUAGAACAUCCUUUCAGUGCUGUGAAACGUGAACAACAGAAAAAAUGGCUUGAAGAGCUUGAUAAGCAAAAGGAAGCAGACAAGUUGCGAAAAAUGGAAGAAAAAUGUAAUUUUUUGAAGGGUGAAGAGCAUGACAAAUGGACAAUACAUUUUGAUUCUUUCAAGAAUCAUAUGAAUUCUUUUACACAAUAUCCUUUAAAUACAACAUAUCAAAAGACUCCUGAGACCAUGCAGCUCUCCCACGACAAUACAGCUUGUUCAUCUUCAGCUUUGUCUUGUCUCACACCUACAGAAAUGGAGAUUCCAGGAAAAGCAAUUGGAAACUAUAUUUCGGAGUCAAAUCAAAAAGCCAG